Molecule: messenger RNA, 2403 nt
Organism: Myripristis murdjan (pinecone soldierfish)
Lineage: Eukaryota; Metazoa; Chordata; Actinopteri; Holocentriformes; Holocentridae
Gene: prr19
Product: proline rich 19
Exons: 4
Coding region: 220-2295 (691 amino acids)
Source: RefSeq, a predicted model, not a curated record
UUUAGUGGCGGCUUCAAUUACAAACUUUAUUCCACGUGUGCUUCAAAGUAAAGUGCACCUGGGGGCUAACGACAUCGCUAAAUUGACCACUUUUAACGCAGACAGUUUGCUAAAUAAGUUCCCAUUAUGCUCAAUAUGACCUGGAUUGCUGAACAUGUUAAGACAUCGAAUUCGGCAUGAGCCAUCCCUCAUCUGGCAGAGUGUUAUCAGACAAACAAAAUGUCUGUGAAUGUUUUCAAAAAGCAGUUAAAAACAACAGGUAAAAAAUGUACCACAGACAACAUGUCUACCUCAAACUGCUCAUGUUCAAAUCAUUACAAUGGGACAGAUGGGCAGCACAGCCUCAGGCACAGGAGGAAAAGACUGAAAACACGCAAACAGAGGACUGAGGCGAGAGGUGAGGAAAGAGUGCCAAAGAGCAAAUCACUUCACCAUCACCACCACCGUCAACAAAGCAGUAAAGACAAAUCAAAAACAUGUUUCCAUUACAGUUGCCACAGUAGUUCACGUUGUCUACCAAUGAAAGAUGCGCAGUUUGCAAAGAAAUUUCCUGCUGUCCAGGAGCCCAGCGUCAUCACAGACAGCCGCCUAAUUGGGCACCAUGGCCUGUUCAACCAUGAAGUGAAAUCUAUUGAUAUUGAACGCUUGCUAAGCCAACAGAGGAAGCUGGAAAAACCUGGGAAAACACGGGAAAAGAACAUGACUGCCUCUCAUCCUCCUCCAACAUCUUACCUUCCUUCUCCUGGCUCCAGUAGUGAUAUGGUGGUUGCUGAUACCAGUGAGAGUACACUACCUGAGAAGCAAGAUGAUCUAGUUACCAAGACCCCUGAGGUUUGCCCAGGGAAAGCAGAGGCAACAUUUCAGUCUAAUUGUCAGGGAUCAGACAUCACACCUGGACAGAGACCACAACACCAACUUGAUCUAACAUCUGAAAGUGAUUAUGACACCUUAUCAACUACAAAUGCCGCCUCUGGUAUACUGGCAAACAAAGGCAAGAAAGCCAUGACUGAAAAUCACACACAGUCAGAACUGACUCCCUGUGUUAGCACAAAAGAUGUGAGGCAACGGAACAAGGUCAAGGCCCUGUUAAAUUCCCAUAAUCUGGAACCCACCCUGAAGAACCAACAGCCUCCUCACCUCCAAAUGCAGAUUUGUGGUCCAAGUCCAAACCCACUUUUGCUCUCCAGCUCACCCAUAGUGACAACCAGUGACAGCUUCAACACCGUACACCAGGAGGGCGAUGGUCUGGAUUGCAUAUCUAUCUCUGUCAGUGCUGUGGCGGAGCGUUUGUGUCUUUGUCUAGAGUCACCACUUCAGAGAAAAAGAAACUUGGCUGCAGAAAGCAGGGAGGUGUUGUUGCAGGCCCUGCGGGAGAGGCAUGGGCCACUGCUUGAAGAAAAUCUCCUCAAAGUCCAGCAACACAUCCGUUUUGGUACUAGCCCAACAAGAGCAGUCCAAGAUCAGGAGAAAGGAUUAUCCACGAUGGAUACAGAUGGGUUGUGGCCAACAGAUGCUUUCAGUGCAGAGUUUCAAGCUGGCAAUACAGAUCAGUCAUAUUUUGCGACCCAGAAAACAGCACCUUUGAAAAGGAGGAGGAAACAACGACAUUGCAACUGGAUGUCUCCAUCAAAACCACACCAAAGACUAUACCAGACUGCAGAAUGGAUGUCAAGCCCCAGUCUGGAGAAGGUUGGUGAUCAUUUGGAAGAAAUGCUCAGACCGGAUUCCCCCUCUCAAUUCCACAUGGACUUUCAGCCCUCUGGGACUUCAACACCUGAUCAGUUGUUUCCUUCAUGUCCGGCUCCACAUGGGAGAGUUCAAGCCUCACCACCUCAGCAUUGGGAUGAUAGGUUCAAUUUGGUAACAAGGAGAGAGUCAGCUAGGUUGGAUUAUUUUGAAAGCAGCUUUUUGAGCCAGACCAUGACAAAAAGGAACGCUGGGCCUCGAUACAGUGAGAGUGCCUACCGACCUCUCCCUCAUUACCCAGCAUGGCUGCCAGAUGGACGUCAAUCAGAGCCAAGGCGUUUCCCCCCGGAUCAAGAUGCAUUUGAUGAAACUAACAGGCUUUCUUUUGGUCCUUCUUCCUCUGCUCAAGUUCAUGAUCCUCAGGACAGCAGCCGGCUUUACCUUCUCAACUAUUUCAGUUGCCCUUCAUCCAGGCCAUCCCUCAAAUCCCACCAUACUGACAUGAUGCAGUACCCCCCAUCUCACAUGCUCGAAAGUGGCCCUUCAUCAACCCUUCCUUCCUUUCCUAGCCCUGAGCACUGGUCCUUCCCUCCUAUGAGACUUUACUAAUAUAUGAUGAGACUUUGUGUUGAGACAUGUCUGUGCAUAAUUUGCUUGUGCAAUCCUAUGUUAAAGUCAAUAAUCCUAUGUUAGAAUAAAUAAUCGCAUGUCAUACAA